This is a messenger RNA of Capronia coronata CBS 617.96, 327 nucleotides long. RefSeq lists its product as uncharacterized. Gene Ontology annotation, biological process: mitochondrial respiratory chain complex IV assembly. The coding region runs from base 1 to 327 and encodes 108 amino acids. Gene Ontology annotation, cellular component: mitochondrial inner membrane; mitochondrion. The record is from RefSeq and is a predicted model, not a curated record. Lineage: Eukaryota; Fungi; Ascomycota; Eurotiomycetes; Chaetothyriales; Herpotrichiellaceae. The transcript is spliced from 2 exons.
AUGGUGUAUAACUACAUCCUCCGGUCCCUCCGGGGCACCAACCUCGAAGUCUUCAAGUUUGGUAUCUACCUCGCCUUCCCGAUAGGAUAUAUGUACUAUUUCGGCACGAAUCUGGAGGAGCGCUUCUCCGUGCCCGACUUCUGGCCGACCCAGGAACAGAGCAACAAGAUCCCGUACGAGCGCGAAGAGAUCAAAGCCGAGGUCGAGCGCAUCCAGAAUGUGAUGAAGGAGCGCGAGAUUGAGAGACGGCGGCGGGCCGAAGAGGCGCUGGGGGCGGCCAAACUGGCGUUUCGGGAUGCGAAAGAGAAACAUGAGGGUACGGCUUGA